Paramisgurnus dabryanus is the source of this 2079-nucleotide messenger RNA. Its product is annotated as 17-beta-hydroxysteroid dehydrogenase type 6-like. Gene Ontology annotation, cellular component: intracellular membrane-bounded organelle. Gene Ontology annotation, biological process: steroid metabolic process. Lineage: Eukaryota; Metazoa; Chordata; Actinopteri; Cypriniformes; Cobitidae. Gene Ontology annotation, molecular function: oxidoreductase activity. The record is from RefSeq and is a predicted model, not a curated record.
UAUACACCACUAUACGUCUUCGCAGCUCUGUCUGUGAUUACAGUAAAUAGACCUUUAAAUGAACUUCCUUCAGCGCUGAGCAGAGGGACUUUAUGUCAUGCGUCGAUCGGUCUGAACGCACAUUAGGAGGGUUUGGACAUCAGACAUGAAUGUGGAUAUUCUUGAAAGCCGCAUUUCUAAAAUUCCUUUAAAGGCUGCUUGAAUAUUUUACUACAUGAUAACAGUUUGCAAGAUUUCUGCGGUUGAACACAUCGGGAAGGCUUGACUCUCCAAGGAUAAUUGACAGCUAUGCUUCUGUACAUUUUCGGAUUGGUGGUCCUGUAUUACACCGUGAGAUGGUACAGGGAGCUGGAUCGAGUUCCAGACAGAGGGAAUAAAUACGUUUUUAUCACCGGGUGCGAUUCUGGUUUCGGAGAGCUCCUCGCGCGCCAUCUGGAUAAGCGUGGAUUUUGCGUCGUGGCAGCGUGCUUGACAGAGAAGGGAGAGGAGGAGCUGAAAAAGUCGUGUUCAUCUCGAGUGUCUACCAUCCAUCUGAAUGUCACAAACUAUGAGAGCAUCGAAAAAGCAUCCAGGUUUAUUAAAAAUCUGGUUGGUGAGAAGGGUUUAUGGGCUUUGGUGAACAAUGCUGGUAUAGCUGUAGCAUCAGCGCCUGCUGAUUGGCUGACACUGCAAGACUAUAAAGCCACACUGGAUGUUAACCUUUAUGGUGUUAUUGGUGUGACCCUAAGCGUUCUGCCACUUAUAAAAAAAGCCAGAGGUCGUGUGGUGAACGUAUCAAGCGUGGUUGGAAGAAUCAGUCCUUCCAGUGGACCCUACUGUGUGUCUAAAUAUGGUGUGGAGGCAUUCAAUGACUCUCUCAGGAGGAACAUGUAUCACUUUGGUGUGAAAGUUUCGUGCAUUGAACCAGGAUUCUUCAAAACCCAAGUGGCAAACAUGGACGUCCAUUUCAGGGGUAUGGAGAAGCGAUGGGAAAGGUUGCCGGUGGAGGUCAAAGAGGAAUAUGGAGAUGAUUAUAUUCAUAAAGUUGAAAAUGUGAUGAAGAAGUACUCCAAGACACUAGACGGUGAUCUGAUGAAAGUGGUGAACUGUAUGGAGCACGCCGUCUCGGCUGUCCGUCCCCGUACCCGUUAUUCUCCAGGGUGGGAUGCAAAGUUCUUCUGGUUGCCUCUUUCUUACCUCCCCACCUGCAUCUCUGACUACCUGCUGCGCGAUAAAGCUAUGAGAUCAGCCAAAUGAAUCCCUCAACCAACUAGCAACAUGGUCAGCGGUGCUAUUUUACAUAACAUGCACUAUUUUUCGAGACUUUUUUUGAUGGCAUCCCGGGUAUAACUUGGCACAAAGAUGACUUCUCUCAAACAUUAACUGGUUUAAAUAUAAGUAGAGGUGCACAUUAUUUUGACUUCAUGCUGUCGGGAUUAGUCACACUUACAAACAAGUUUAAACGCGUUGCCUUGAAAAUGCACUAAUAUUCACGCCUUAGUUUGCCGUAUUCACCUAAGCUUGAAUUCCAAUAACACAUUGCAAUAAUCAAGAGUACAUUUUAAUUUGAGUUUGUCUAGAUUAUAACUAAUACAGUAGUUUCAUAGACCUGAUAUAAGGACAUUAAAAGAAGAUGUCAAGGUUUAGUUAUUACAAGCCUGAGAACAUGCUAAAAUCUUGUAUAAAAAAGGUAAACAAUUUCAUUUUUAUAACCUAACCACACAGGUACAUAAUGAUCCUAUUUUAUCACUGACCUAGUGACAUGCAUUUGAAUACACUGAAGGUUUUUAUUGAUCCAGAGGUCAUAUUGCAUGGAAAUACAUGUACAGGUACAUUAUUUAUGCAUUGGUUGGUAUAUCAGGAGUAUAAUAAAAUCAUGGACUACUUAUCAAAUGUAAAUGUUACAUUUCAAAUUGUUUUAUUGUUUUACUGUUAUGUUGUAAAGUAACCAAGUUAAAAUUGCACCACAUUCUGGUUUGCUGUGCAAUGCAAUGGCGACACCAUGUAUUGUAACUAUGGAUGAUGAAGCUCAUGAUUGUAAAGGACUAAUGUUAUUAAUAAAUCGAAUAAACCUAGAAAUAAUUAAGUGUUGUAAAAUAA